Molecule: messenger RNA, 408 nt
Organism: Suillus subalutaceus
Lineage: Eukaryota; Fungi; Basidiomycota; Agaricomycetes; Boletales; Suillaceae
Exons: 2
Coding region: 1-408 (135 amino acids)
Source: RefSeq, a predicted model, not a curated record
AUGCUGCUUACCAGCAACCAGAUCACUGUCAAGUCCGGGCAUGAGAUUUCCCACUUUUCCCCUACAGGGAUGGUAUUCGACGAUGGUUCGCGUGUGAUGGCCGAUCUUGUCAUCUUCGCAACUGGGUACUCCAAAACUACGAUCAAACAAGUCGCUGAGAGCCUUUUUGGGCCACAAGUCGCGGAUGCCGUGCAUGACCUUGGAGGAUGGGAUAGUGAUUGUGAGCUCGCAGGUGUUUGGAGGCCGACUGGACGUCAGUAUUCUGUUGAUUUGAUUGCGCGACUCGGGGAUGCUGAUGUUCUACUCCAGACGAUGGACUCUGGUUUGCAGAAGGCGAUCUCUUUGCAGCACGGUUCUACUCCAAGUCCUUGCGUUGCAGAUAAUGGCGAGGGAGAUGGGAUUGCUUAG